Sapajus apella (tufted capuchin) is the source of this 861-nucleotide messenger RNA. It is a transcript of the gene SNRPG, whose product is annotated as small nuclear ribonucleoprotein polypeptide G. Lineage: Eukaryota; Metazoa; Chordata; Mammalia; Primates; Cebidae. Bases 124 to 363 code for a protein of 79 amino acids. The record is from RefSeq and is a predicted model, not a curated record. Gene Ontology annotation, biological process: spliceosomal snRNP assembly; mRNA splicing, via spliceosome. The transcript is spliced from 3 exons. Gene Ontology annotation, cellular component: U4 snRNP; P granule; catalytic step 2 spliceosome. Gene Ontology annotation, molecular function: RNA binding.
CCGACAAUCGAUUGGCUAACGAGGUCGGUGACGCUCGACGCAAGACGCCGGGCCUACUGCGGGAGCGUAGAGUAGGCCGUGCAUUCCGUUCCAAGGCCUCUGUGUGCCUGCGGAGUAGCCAUCAUGAGCAAAGCUCACCCUCCCGAGUUGAAAAAAUUUAUGGACAAGAAGUUAUCAUUGAAAUUAAAUGGUGGCAGACAUGUCCAAGGAAUAUUGCGGGGAUUUGAUCCCUUUAUGAAUCUUGUGAUAGAUGAAUGUGUGGAGAUGGCGACUAGCGGACAACAGAACAAUAUUGGAAUGGUGGUAAGUAAAGAUACAAGAUUUCUCUUGGAGACUUCAUUUUCCUUUUGGAAUAUGUAUUAACUUUCCUAGUUAGUAACCCCCAGAAAUGACGAAUAACAGGCAAGAUUAGAUUUUCCAUCUCCAUUUUAGUUGAACAUGUGGCAGUUAUUCAGCUGUGGUAAUAUCCUGGUUACCUAUAGGUAAGAUCUCAACUAUACAGAACCUAAGGUCCUAGGGCUUGAAAUAGCUGUUGAAAAUCCUUCUUGAGCUUUAUUCUACAAUAGAGCCUCAUAGUUGGUCCUUCAUUAGACCAAUAGUUCUGAAACCUUAACAUGUAUAUGAAUCCCCAGGGAAUCUUGUUAAAAUGCACAUUCUACUUCAGUAGGUAUGGGUCGGAACUUAAUUAAGGUUUUGCAUUUCUACUGAUGCCUAAUGCAGAUCUGCCAGUCCACAGAUCACACUUUCUGAUUUUAUUUGUAUACACAGUUAACCUGGAUUUUCUGGUUUACCACACCCAAAAUUUUAAAGUAGCCAAGGUAAGUUAUAAGGGAUAAUCACAAUGACAUUCACAUGAGAAAG